UUCUGUGGUGCGCACGUCACUGGCGCUGUGCUCUGUGAUUGGCUGCUGAGUGCAGGUUCCUGAUGUGUCGCUCAAAUAGCUGGAGAUUUCGGAUGUGUUUGCAUCUGUUCGUGACAAACGAUCGUGCACAGUGGAUCCAGACCCCACAGACACACUCCGAACUGAAACCAGCUCCAGAAAAUGGCUCAGUGUGUGCAGCAGCGGCGGCGACUAGUGGCGAUGUGAACGGAGACGGCAAGACGAAGAGGAAAGUGGCCAUCAUUACAGGCAUAACCGGACAGGAUGGGUCCUACCUGGCUGAGUUUCUGCUGGCUAAAGGUUAUGAGGUUCAUGGUAUCCUCCGCAGGUCCAGUUCUUUUAACACAGGCCGGAUUGAGCACCUUUAUCAUAACCCUCAAACACACACAGAAGGAAGCAUUGGAUCCACUGGGGGUUACAUGAAGUUGCACUACGGAGACUUGACUGACAGCACGUGCUUGGUAAAGAUUAUCAAUGAAGUCAAACCCAGUGAAAUAUACAACCUUGGAGCACAGUCUCACGUCAAGAUCUCUUUUGACCUGGCUGAGUACACCGCAGAUGUUGACGGGGUGGGGACCCUACGGCUGCUGGAUGCAGUGAAGACCUGCGGUUUAACUGACACCGUCCGCUUCUACCAGGCCUCCACCAGCGAGCUCUACGGGAAAGUACAGGAAAUUCCCCAGAAGGAGACCACACCAUUUUACCCACGAUCUCCUUAUGGUGCUGCUAAACUCUAUGCAUACUGGAUAGUGGUAAACUUCAGGGAAGCCUAUAACCUCUUUGCUGUGAAUGGGAUCUUGUUCAAUCAUGAGAGUCCUAGAAGAGGUCAGUUACACACCACAAACUUUUUCCUUCUUUCUUUUUGUCCCUUUUUGUUUUGUUAUUUUAGUGCAGAGAUACUGAGAUCCAUUUGGUUGGGGCCACUUUCUGGUAAAAGUACACCUUAUGUGGUUUCAUUUUCAUUUGGUUUUGAAAAAUAUGCAGUAACCAACAGCCACUGCUAUGUGUUAGACCUCAUAAUUUCUGUCACUUCAUUAAUCAAAACAGGCAUAAGUUCUUGUCAGGUUUAAAAACUCAACCUCCUU
Cyprinus carpio (common carp) is the source of this 1103-nucleotide messenger RNA. Its product is annotated as GDP-mannose 4,6 dehydratase-like. Gene Ontology annotation, molecular function: GDP-mannose 4,6-dehydratase activity. The transcript has 7 exons. Gene Ontology annotation, biological process: GDP-mannose metabolic process. NCBI's taxonomy places the organism in Eukaryota, Metazoa, Chordata, Actinopteri, Cypriniformes, Cyprinidae. The record is from RefSeq and is a predicted model, not a curated record. The coding region runs from base 63 to 1088 and encodes 341 amino acids.